This is a messenger RNA of Ciona intestinalis (vase tunicate), 1678 nucleotides long. The record is from RefSeq and is a predicted model, not a curated record. NCBI's taxonomy places the organism in Eukaryota, Metazoa, Chordata, Ascidiacea, Phlebobranchia, Cionidae.
UACAGUUAUUUUUUGUUUGCUAUACUCUUUUUAAAUUAGGAGUUUUGUAUAUUUUUUUGUGGUAUAAUAUGAAUAUUUUGCCACCGAUUAAGUGUGGUAGACACUUCUUGUUGACAUAUUUUUUCUAAUUUUCAGAAAUCUUUACAAUUGUGUAUAAUUUACUAUCAUGUUGAGGCGAACAUUUAAUCCUGCAAAAAAAGUCAAACACGCAAUCAUCAGGUUAUCAUCUACAAUGCUAAACGAAGUUGUCAUUGUCAGUGCAUCUCGUACACCUGUAGGCUCGUUUCAAAGCUCUCUAUCACCAUUAUCAGCAACUCAACUUGGAUCAGUUGCAAUUGCAUCAGCUGUGAAGAAAGCAGGUAUAUCAGUGAAGGAUGUCCAAGAAGUCUACAUGGGAAAUGUCAUACAAGCUGCAUUAGGGCAGGCUCCUGCUCGACAAGCUGCUCUUGGAGCUGGUUUAUUGGAGAGCACCCCUUGUACUACUGUAAAUAAAGUAUGUGCAUCUGGUAUGAAAGCCAUAAUGCUUGCCUCCCAAUCAUUGAUGUGUGGCCACCAAGAAGUAAUGGUUGCUGGUGGAAUGGAGAGCAUGUCAAAUGCACCAUUUGUCAUGCCCCGCAGCCCACCUGCUUAUGGUGGUGUACAUCUUCUAGAUCUUAUUGUAAAAGAUGGCCUUACAGAUGCAUAUGGUAAAAUUCACAUGGGAAUAUGUGGUGAGAAUACUGCUUCUAAGUUCUCCAUAAGCAGAGAGCAACAAGAUGAAUAUGCAAUAUUGUCAUAUCAGAAGAGUGCAAAAGCAAACGCUGAAGGAAGAUUUAAAGAUGAAGUCACUGAAGUUACUAUUCCAGGACAAAGAGGAAAGCCGGAUCUUGUUGUUACUGAAGAUGAAGAAUUUAAAAAAGUGAAUUUUGAGAAGAUUCCAAAUCUUCGUCCAGUUUUUCAGUCAAGUAAUGGAACGAUAACUGCAGGCAAUGCAAGUACUUUAAAUGAUGGAGCUGCUGCUGUUGUUUUAAUGACUGGUAAAUCUGCUAAAAAGUGUGGAGUGAAACCUCUUGCUCGUAUUCUUGGAUUUGCAGAUGCUGCUCUUGCUCCAAUUGACUUUCCAAUUGUACCAGCAUAUGCAAUUCCAAAAGCACUAGCCGCUGCUGGUGUCACUAAAGAUCAGAUUGCUCUUUGGGAAAUUAACGAGGCUUUUAGCGUAGUUGCCCUAGCAAAUAUUAAAUUACUGGAAAUUGAUUCAACCACAGUCAACGUUGAUGGUGGAGCUGUUUCACUUGGUCAUCCAAUUGGAAUGUCUGGUGCAAGAAUUGUUGGGCACCUUGCAUAUCGUCUCGAACCAGGACAGCUUGGUUGUGCAGGAAUCUGUAAUGGUGGUGGUGGAGCCAGUGCCAUUGUUAUUCAAAAAUUAUAGUGUUUAUAAAAAUCCUAUGAUGUGUAAAACUGAUAAAUUUUGUCAGCAUUGGAUUUAUUAUUAUAUAUUUUGAUAUUAUUUUCCACUGCGAAGGUUGCCUACCAAGUAAAUUUAUUGCAAAGUUGAGAUAAUAAGUAGCCUAGUUUCUGUGUCUGAUUUUAGAGUUUUACAAGUAUGACCACACUUCAUUGUUUCGUAAUAAUUUGUUUUAUACUUAACGAUACAUAACCUUCUGUUUAUGUAACUAUGUAAAAAUGUAACUGGCUACAG